UUUUCCAUCUAUUAACAAUUAUGUAUGGGUCUUAUGAAACCCACACAAUAUCCUCGCAAAACAAGAAGUAUGGGUACUGGAAUAUUGAGUAGUUGCAGUGACCUAUCAGUAUCCAGGCGACCACCACCUUUGAUCAGAUGCUGGUCUCAUCAGCGACUUGGAUUUGUCUCCCUCCUAUGGGCAUCUCGGUUACUAUUUUUCCUUGGGUUUGUUGGUGUAUUUGGACUGCAAGAAACCAAUUGGUUUUUGAGAACAGAACACUCAAUCCUGAUAAGGUUAUCUGCAACGCUCUGCGACUCGCAAAGGAAUGGCAAGAGGCGCAACCGAGAGGGCAACAAUCACCGCAUUCACUGGACAUCAAUGGCACCAGGACACAGAAAAAUACAUCGACUGGCCUUAAUACUCUGUAUACGGAUGCGGGGUGGAGACUCGAGGACAAAACUGCAGGAUGUAGUUGGGUCUUUCACAACCCACGCCUGGAAGAGACAAGGCAGGGCACUUCGACGGAGCGUUUUGUGGCGUCACCACUGAUGGCCGAGGCACUAGCUGCACGGGAAGCCCUGUUACAGGCCAAGGCUCUUCGUCUCACCAAUAUCUGCCUUAAGUCAGAUAACCAGGUGCUUAUCAAAGCACUAUCCUCGAAACAACAUCCGGUGGAGCUCUACGGAAUCAACUUGGAUAUCGAGAAUCUAUCCCUAUCUUUUACGUCUAUUUCUUUUGCUCAUGUACCUAGGAGCUUGCUCAUGUACCUAGGAGCUUGAACUCUGCUGCAGAUAUUCUUUUGCUCAUGUACCUAGGAGCUUGCUCAUGUACCUAGGAGCUUGAACUCUUGCAGAUGCCUUGGCAAAAUCUGUUCUGUACUCUUUGAACUCUUAGCUUCUGCUUAUGCUUUCUCAGUGAAAUAGUUGGUUGAUCAAAAAAAAAAGAAGGGUACUGGAAUAUUGAUGUGACAUGCCAAAGAUUACUCCAUUAAAAGACGACAAAUUCUAACAAAAAGAUUACUCCCUCAUCCAAGAAAAUAGUUUUCGUGUUCUUUUUGUCAUUGUGAUGGAGAAGAGGGAACUAGAAAGAGAGUUUCACAUGACAGGCUAUGCCAGAAACUCUUCCGUCCAGAAAAAAUCCUCUGAUAAUGCAAAGCACAUAACACUAGAGACAGUGCAACAACUCUACAAAGAGACAAGACCCAAGAGUUUAGGAAUAGCUGACCUAGGAUGUUCUUCAGGACCAAACACUCUUUCCACCAUUAGAGACAUAAUCAAAACCGUGGAAAUUGCUCACCACCGUGAGUUACCAAACCAGCCCUUGCCGGAAUUCAGCAUCUUCCUUAAUGAUCUCCCUCAAAAUGACUUCAACUCUAUAUUCAAGACCUUGCCUGACUUUCACAUGGAGCUCAAGAGAGGUACCAAGAAUGGUGUUUGCCCUGCAAUUUUCAUUGCAGCUUGUCCUGGAUCAUUCUAUGGAAGGCUCUUCCCUGAGAAAACCAUCCACUUCAUCUAUUCCUCUUUCAGCUUACACUGGCUUUCCAAGGUGAACAGCGGUUUGUUUGACCAUCAAGGCAAGUCCAUAAACAAAGGCUGUAUUAACAUCUGCUCCUCGAGCCCUGAAGCUGUUUCCAAAGCUUACUACAGCCAGUUCAAGGAAGACUUCUCCAUGUUUCUCCGGUCUCGAUCAAAAGAGGUGGUUGUUGCAGGCAGAAUGGUGCUCAUAAUACUCGGAAGAGAAGGUCCUGAUCAUGUUGAUAGAGGAAUGUCUUUCACCUGGGAAAUUCUGGCAAGAGCCAUAGCAGAUCUUGUCGAACAGGGAGAAACUGAGGAGGAGAAGCUCGAUUCUUACGAGACGCACUUUUACGCUGCGAGUGCUGCUCAGAUAGAAGGUGAAGUGAACAAUGAAGGGUCUUUCGAAUUAGAAAAGUUAGAGAUAAUGGAAGUGGAAAAGAAAGACAACGAGGAUGGCAUGAGUUCCGGUGAGCUGGCUGCAAAGACGAUAAGAGCGGUCCAAGAGUCAAUGCUUGCUCCACACUUCGGAGAAGAGAUUUUGGACAAGCUGUUUGAUACUUAUGGUAGAAUGUUUGACGAGGAGUUGGCUAAGGAAGACAUAAGACCAGAGGCGGACCUACUUUAUGAGAUGGUGUGUCAAUUGACUUAGGUUAAAUAUUUAAACGUUUCUUGUGGCCUAUGGUAAUUAUGUCUACUCACCUCAAAUGGUAGUGUUGCACCCCCUUAAAUAUGAGUUAACGGGUUCAAUACCCUAUUUUAUUUUACUUUUUGAAAUUUAAUUUGUCACUGACCCAGAUUAAAAAA
Brassica napus (rape) is the source of this 2300-nucleotide messenger RNA. RefSeq names its product probable methyltransferase TCM_000336. Lineage: Eukaryota; Viridiplantae; Streptophyta; Magnoliopsida; Brassicales; Brassicaceae. Gene Ontology annotation, molecular function: S-adenosylmethionine-dependent methyltransferase activity. The coding region runs from base 1048 to 2145 and encodes 365 amino acids. Gene Ontology annotation, biological process: methylation. The transcript has 4 exons. The record is from RefSeq and is a predicted model, not a curated record.